AUGACUAGUUACGAAAAUGGUUUGGAUGCUGAACAAGAAGAUACAAAAUCCUUAUCUUCUGAACAUGAAGUAGACCCUGCUGGGGGAACACGUUUGGAAGAGACAAAUGAUGAAGAUGUACCAGAAGACAAUGUUGAAUGUGGCAUUAUUGAAGAAUGGACCGAACCUGAUAUUGCACAAUGGAGGAGCUUGCUUCAAUUUUUGGAUAUUGACAAAGAACCAGAACAUAUUCAGUUUUCGGACUUCGAAGGGAAGGAGUUUGUAAGUAUUGAACAAGCAGAAUCUUUUUAUUUUUUGUAUGCGAAAAUGAUGGGGUUUAGUGUUAGAAAAAAACUGAAGAGGGAGGACAAAAAAGAAGUUCAUGAUGGUUGGGAAAAUGUGGGAUGUAUCAAAGAUGACUUGUACAAGGGAAUCUGUAAAAAAUAUUCAACUUGGGAUGAUUGUGACACGUCCACAGCAAUGGGUUAUCUCGAAGCAAAAAAAGGGUCGGACAACAUGUUUUUCUACAAGUAUGAUGUAGUUAAAGAAAAUAGAUUGAAAAAUUUAUUCUGGUACGGAAAGUCAUUAGUAAUAUUACUUGGGUCUAAUAAUCAUGACAAAAUGUGUGUGUUUGGAGCUGCACUUCUUGAUAAUGAGACUUCGACCACAUAUGAUUGGGUAUUGGAAACAUUUUUAGAGUGCAUGGGUGGUAAGAUGCCGUCAGCAGCUUUGACGGACGGUUGCAAAGCAAUGAACAAAGCACUGGAUAAUAUUAUGCCUGGUGUUCCACAUCGUAUUUGCUCGUGGCACAUACUAAAAAAUGCAAUGCACCAUGUACACAAUAUAGCAUUCCAUCAAGAAUUGAAGAAAUUUAUUUUCAGGUAUUACAAGGAGGAAGAAUGGGAGGAUAAUUGGAAAGUGACUGUGAAGAAAUAUAGAUUGACAGGAAAUGCAUGGGUGGAAGCACAAUAUGGCACAAGAAAGCAGUGGGCAGAUACUUUUCUUCGUGGUAUUUAUUUUGGUGGAGCUACUGCUACCGGUAGAUGCGAAUCUAUGAAUGCAUUCUUGAAAAGAGAUUUUCAAAAUAAAAUACCAUUGUGGAUGUUUAUACGACACUUUGACCAUGCUUUAUCUAUGUUACGUUACAACGAGAUGAAAGAGCACUACAAAACUAAUUUGACUGAACCGGUUUUGAAUCAGACAACUAUGCCGUGUGUGGAGGAUGAAAUUUCUUCAAUUUUCACAAGGGAAAUUUUUACAAGGAUAAGAAAGGAGAUACGAUGUGGCGAUAAUUAUAUUGUCCUAAAGGAUGAUAAGAUACCAGGUUACACCACUACACCAAAUACCCAUUACCAUAACACAUGA
This is a messenger RNA of Humulus lupulus (European hop), 1344 nucleotides long. Its product is annotated as protein FAR-RED IMPAIRED RESPONSE 1-like. Lineage: Eukaryota; Viridiplantae; Streptophyta; Magnoliopsida; Rosales; Cannabaceae. Gene Ontology annotation, biological process: regulation of DNA-templated transcription. The record is from RefSeq and is a predicted model, not a curated record. Bases 1 to 1344 code for a protein of 447 amino acids. The transcript is spliced from 4 exons.